Plasmodium knowlesi strain H is the source of this 408-nucleotide messenger RNA. RefSeq names its product Plasmodium exported protein, unknown function. The record is from RefSeq and is a predicted model, not a curated record. The coding region runs from base 1 to 408 and encodes 135 amino acids. NCBI's taxonomy places the organism in Eukaryota, Apicomplexa, Aconoidasida, Haemosporida, Plasmodiidae. The transcript is spliced from 2 exons.
AUGUCCUUCAUUAUGGCGACAGGAAAUAGGAAGAAAUCGAACAAUUGCUCUGGAUGCUUAAUGGAGCAAGGGGGGAAGCGGAGUGGACAUUUUUUCAAAGUUGCGGGGUUUAAGGUUUUUGCUUUGUUCGUUAUUUUUCUAGUAUGCUUCUUUUUCGGGAACAACCUGGUCGUCGAAAAUGCAAAGGAAGCUAAUGCAUUGCAGAGGCACAAUGAUUUUUCAAGAAGGUUGGGUGAGUCUUCAUUGAAAGUCCCAAUGAACGAUAAUUCCGCAAACGUUCCUACGUCUGGAAAGAAGGGGAAGGAUUACUUCCAAAGAAAGGACGAAAAUUAUGAUAAAGUUGUAAAAGAGUUAAAUGAAAAAUUCAGGAACAAUUACCAACACAGUGAAUCGCAGAACGGUGAAUAA